AAGUCGCCGGGCGGCGAACCGAAAACCCUAAUACACGGAGGUAAGUAGCAGAGAUGGCGGUGCCGCUGUUGUCGAAGAAGAUCGUGAAGAAGAGGGUCAAGAAGUUCAAGAGACCCCAGAGCGACCGCAAGAUUUCUGUGAAGCCAAGCUGGCGUAGACCAAAGGGUAUUGAUUCUCGGGUUCGAAGAAAGUUCAAGGGAUGUACUUUGAUGCCUAACAUUGGUUAUGGCUCAGACAAGAAGACUCGUCAUUAUCUUCCAAAUGGUUUCAAGAAAUUUGUUGUGCACAAUGCCAAAGAGCUUGAGCUGCUCAUGAUGCACAACAGGACAUACUGUGCUGAGAUUGCUCAUGAUGUCUCCACAAGGAAGAGGAAGGAGAUUGUGGAGAGAGCUGCUCAGCUUGAUAUUGUUGUUACUAACAAGCUAGCUAGGUUGCGCAGCCAGGAGGAUGAAUGACGUAGACAUGAGCCUUGUUUCAGUAGCCAUUUUAUCAAUUUUGAAUAAUUCUCUUGUUUUUUAUAAGAUAAUUACACCCCUCAAUGUUAUUUCUAUUAAUGUCUGUGAUUUUACAAUUAUGGUAAAGAUACUCUUAUAUUUACAUCUGCCAUUGUUCAACUCUUGCUUUUUACUUGUAUUGGAAAACAUUGCUGCCUUUUU
Messenger RNA from Rubroshorea leprosula, 656 nucleotides. The record is from the annotation of a GenBank genome assembly. NCBI's taxonomy places the organism in Eukaryota, Viridiplantae, Streptophyta, Magnoliopsida, Malvales, Dipterocarpaceae.